CGAAUCUAACAAGCUGAAAAAAGCCGCGCCUCUAGUGGGAGAACCACCUCAAGCAAGGUUAACACUGAAAUAGUGUGUUGUAUAAAAAGCAAUGCCGGUGGUGAGAAAUGUUUCAGUUUUGGGAUUCGGGUUGUGGUGGAAAUUCGAGAAUAAGAAAAUGAACAAAACUAUUUUAUCCUUCUUUGUAGCCCUUAUAGCAUCAGCAUCUGCUGGAGGCUACGGUCUUUUGGGAGGUAGCAGCGGUUACGACAGAUACGAUUAUGGUGGUCACUACGGAUCGGCUGCCGUAGGUUACGGCGGAUCUUCAUACGGCGGAAAUGGCUAUUAUAACAGACCAAAUUAUGUAGGAGGAUACCCUAGCACCAUUGGAGGAGGUUAUUAUUCGGGUAGCGGAGGAUACGGAUCAAAUCAUGGAGGAUACGGAUCAAAUUACGGAGGAUACGGAUCAAAUUAUGGAGGAUCCGGAUAUGCAGGUCUUGGUAAUGGUUAUGCAGGUUAUGAUGGCUACAGGCCUGGCUACAGUGGUUACUCUGGUAGUGGAUAUCCUGGAUACGGAGGCUACGUACCCGAAAGUUCAUCAGUAGUUGAAAUAGGCAAUAAACACUCUGAAUUUAUGAGUAGCUCUACUUCGAGUUAUGAGUCUAGUACUUCAGGUUAUUCUUCCGGAUAUGGAGGUGUUGGUGGUUACAGAACAAACUAUCUCGGAGGUAGCCCUCAUGGUUACAGAGGCUACGGAUACUCCAGUUAUAAAAAAUAAGAAAUAAAAUUCAAUUUCAGCCAUGUGAUGUAUUAAUUUUAAUGUUAAAAGAAUCUCUUUGAAAGAAAAGUUCAAUAGUAGUUAUGAAUAAAGUAGUGUAG
This is a messenger RNA of Ceutorhynchus assimilis (cabbage seed weevil), 858 nucleotides long. The record is from the annotation of a GenBank genome assembly. NCBI's taxonomy places the organism in Eukaryota, Metazoa, Arthropoda, Insecta, Coleoptera, Curculionidae.